This is a messenger RNA of Sparassis crispa, 1380 nucleotides long. RefSeq lists its product as hypothetical. The coding region runs from base 1 to 1380 and encodes 459 amino acids. NCBI's taxonomy places the organism in Eukaryota, Fungi, Basidiomycota, Agaricomycetes, Polyporales, Sparassidaceae. The record is from RefSeq and is a predicted model, not a curated record. The transcript is spliced from 4 exons.
AUGUGCUAUGCCUACGGUUCUCCUGAUCAUGCCACUGGAGUGUGCCCGAUGUGCAAGUGGCGCAAGCCAAUUGGAACCAGAUGUCCCCACGUCAGAGAAGUCUGCCAUAAUCGCGCGCUGCAUCCUAGACACGAUGUGGUGUAUCUGAAGAAUGCCGAGGUGCAAACCUUUAAUGGCUGUGGGUUUUGCAAGUGGGCCAAUACCAACCCGCCACCCAAGCUAUCCGGAUAUCAGAAUCCGGGUUGGCCCGGUUGUUGUCGACCUCCUUCGGCCAGCGAACAGAAGUGCAUUGGUGCAGCAGAUUGGCCCGCUGUGAGUGUCGUGCACCACGUCCCGAUCCCGCCGCCCAUAAAGGCCGCCUUGGAUUCCGCAAAGGCUGCUCUGGAUUCUGCAAAGGCGGAUUCCGCACAGGCCCCAACCGCCACUAAGGGCAAUUCUUCUCCUUCCAGUCCGACGGGAAAUUCCAGAAAUUCGAGCACUCAAUCCCUGGCACCGUUAAUAGUGCGCAGGCAGAGCUACAAUCCGACGCGGACGGAUUCAAUGGCGCCCAGAUCUCCUCCAAUAACAAUCCCCGUUCGUGCCCGUUCAGGUGGCAGUCCGCAGCAGCCGUCGAUGUCUCUGACCGGGAACGCCUCCCGAAACCCUGAUGGAGAUAGUUUCACGUCAUCUCUUCCUAACAAGUCCGUUACGGACCAGCAUCAGGCUCAACGUCGCUCCGCGGCUGACAUUUUUGGCGACAAACGCUCAGACGCAUCCGGUGGUUCGCAGAAUUCUCCUGUUCGUAGAAAUGCAGAAUUGGGAGGAUCGGUCUCUCGUCGGAGCAUCGAGCGGCGACCUUCCAUAACUGCCGCUCUUCCAUCCAUGUCCGUCAGCAAAGUAACUGUUGAUGUACCACCUCCGCGUCGCCGCGGAUCAGUAGCGAACCCGAGCCCCCAACCGUCCGUUCCACGUGCUGAACGCACUUCCAACUUGGCAUCUCUACCUAGGCGUAACAGCGUUGUAGCUGAGCCGUUGGCAACCAUGAGCGUGUCCGGGUCGUCAAGCAGUAGCGGAAGCAAUUCCGAGACCACCGUCAUCUCUGACGGAGGUUUCACAGACUACCUUUCGGAUGAGUCGGAGGCGGAGUUGCAGAGGCAAGCAGAGGCGAAGGCUGCUAUCCUUGCACAGAAUCAGUUGGAGGAGCAGGAAUUCAAGGCGGCCAGGCAGCAGCUGGCAUCGGUGGAUUUACAUCCCCCGAAGUCGUGGAUUGGAAAUGUCAACAGCACCCCUCGCUCUCAGGCUUCAGCCCCUCCAUCGGCAGCGUUCCCCGCAUCAUAUGGGAGUUCACCGUACGGGACGGCACAUUCGAGCGUGGCAUCGUCCACGCAUUCCAGGGGCUAA